Molecule: messenger RNA, 2457 nt
Organism: Ochotona curzoniae (black-lipped pika)
Lineage: Eukaryota; Metazoa; Chordata; Mammalia; Lagomorpha; Ochotonidae
Gene: KLHL6
Product: kelch like family member 6
Exons: 7
Coding region: 59-1951 (630 amino acids)
Biological process (GO): B cell receptor signaling pathway; germinal center formation
Molecular function (GO): protein binding
Source: RefSeq, a predicted model, not a curated record
CCCAGCUUCUGCAGUGUGACCUGCCCGAAGUCAGGGCACUCCUUCAGUCUGGGCGUGGAUGGCAGCACAACAAGGCUCCUGGAACAUGGACGACGUGUUGGAGAAGAGCUUGGAAGGACCCCAGGCAUCUUCAGAGGACGAGUCCUCCCAGAAGAGGGGAGACUUGGUGGAAAUCCUAAAUGGUGAUAAGGUGAAAUUUGACGAUGCGGGACUCUCCUUGAUUCUUCAGAACGGCUUGGAGACCCUCCGAGUAGAAAACGCUCUGACGGAUGUCACCCUGUGCGUGGACAUCCAGGAAUUCUCCUGCCACCGCGUGGUGCUCGCAGCGGCCAGCAACUAUUUCAGGGCCAUGUUCUGCAAUGACUUGAAGGAGAAGUACGAGAAGAGGAUCAUCAUUAAAGGGGUCGAUGCUGAGACCAUGCACACCCUCCUGGACUACACGUAUACCAGCAAGGCGCUGAUCACCAAGCAGAAUGUGCAGCGCAUCCUGGAGGCUGCAAACCUCUUCCAGUUCCUGCGGAUGGUGGAUGCCUGUGCUAGCUUUCUCACAGAGGCCCUGAACCCAGAAAACUGUGUUGGCAUACUGAGGCUGGCAGACACACACUCCCUGGACAGCCUGAAGAAGCAAGUUCAGAGUUACAUCAUUCAAAACUUCGUGCAGAUCCUCAGCUCCGAAGAGUUUCUCGAGCUUCCUGUGGACACUCUGCACCACAUCCUGAAGAGUGAUGACCUUUAUGUGACAGAGGAGGCACAGGUGUUUGAAACUGUAAUGAGCUGGGUCCGGCACAAGCAGUCCGAGCGACUCAGCUUGCUCCCCUAUGUCCUCGAGAAUGUGCGCUUGCCACUCCUGGAUCCCUGGUAUUUUGUGGAUACCGUGGAAGCAGACCCUCUCAUUAGGCAGUGCCCGGAGGUCUUCCCGCUGCUCCAGGAAGCCAGGAUGUACCACCUUUCUGGCAAUGAGGCUACGGGGCCUUCAUGUCCUGCUCGUUUCCAGAUCAUUUCGGAGCGCACCAAGCCCAGGAUGCACGAGUUCCAGUCUGAGGUGUUCAUGAUCAUUGGGGGCUGCACCAAGGACGAGCGAUUUGUGGCAGAGGUGACUUGCCUGGACCCGCUGAGACGCAGCCGCCUAGAGGUGGCCAAAUUGCCGCUGACUGAGCAUGAGCUGGAGAGCGACAAUAAGAAGUGGGUGGAGUUUGCAUGUGUGACUUUAAAGAAUGAAGUCUACAUCUCAGGUGGCAAAGAAACACAGCACGAUGUCUGGAAAUAUAACUCUUCCAUCAACAAAUGGAUUCAGAUUGAGUAUUUGAACAUUGGUCGCUGGAGGCAUAAGAUGGUGGUGCUGGGCGGCAAGGUGUAUGUGAUCGGAGGGUUCGAUGGCUUGCAGAGGAUCAACAAUGUGGAGACCUAUGACCCCUUCCACAACUGCUGGUCAGAAGCUGCACCCCUCCUUGUCCAUGUCAGUUCUUUCGCAGCUACCAGCCAUAAGAAGAAGCUCUAUGUGAUUGGGGGAGGGCCCAAUGGGAAACUGGCCACGGACAAGACUCAGUGUUAUGACCCUUCAACCAAUAAGUGGACUUUAAAGACAGCCAUGCCUGUGGAGGCUAAAUGCAUCAAUGCUGUGAGUUUCAGGGACCGCAUCUAUGUUGUUGGAGGGGCCAUGAAAGCACUGUAUGCCUACAGCCCGCUGGAAGACAGCUGGUGCCUGGUGACCCAGCUGAGCCACGAGCGGGCCAGCUGUGGCAUCGCGCCCUGCAAUAACCGACUUUACAUCACUGGAGGGCGGGAUGAGAAGAACGAGGUCAUUGCCACUGUGCUGUGCUGGGACCCAGAAGCCCAAAAACUGACAGAGGAGUGCGUCCUGCCUCGUGGAGUGUCACAUCACGGCAGUGUCACCAUCCGGAAGUCAUACACCCAUGUGCGGAGGAUCGUGCCUGGAGCAGUGUCUGUGUGACUGUGGGAGGGGAGCCUGGAGACACUCAGCACUUGGUCUCUGCCUCUCCACCAUGUGUAGUCCUGUAUGGCUGGUAUUUGAGGUCAUCUCUUGGGGGCCUUCUGGGGCUUCUUAUAGGGGCAUCUCAGAAGUCACGGGCCUGGGACACUGAGACCAGCCUGGGGUGUUUGCCUGACCUACCUCAGGAGGGAAGACGGGAAGAGUGAUAUUAAACAUCCAAGACACACUGACUGUGUGUCCUUGCCCAUCAGCUCAUUUAACCAUCAUGAUGACCUAGAGCUGGAUACCAUCUCUCCUGUUUACAGGUGCAGAAUCUAAGUCUCAAAGGCGGAGACUUGCCCCCAUAGGACAGCAAGUAACUAAGCUGGGCGUCUUUCCUUUCCAAGGGUCGUGCCCACCCUGCCACCAGUAUAGCCAUCUCUGCAUUUGGGAAAGCAACAGGAAGCAAAACCUGGCUCACGUCUUGUUUUGACAAAUCUUGCUAGAAGAUUCACUCAGCAAGCCAA